Messenger RNA from Penaeus chinensis, 744 nucleotides. RefSeq lists its product as uncharacterized. The coding region runs from base 1 to 744 and encodes 247 amino acids. The record is from RefSeq and is a predicted model, not a curated record. The transcript has 3 exons. NCBI's taxonomy places the organism in Eukaryota, Metazoa, Arthropoda, Malacostraca, Decapoda, Penaeidae.
AUGAAGAUGAAGAGUGUAAUGGAUAAGCAAAACGAAAAAGAUAAUACACUAGAAUUUAUUUCCAUGUAUAGAAAUCAUGAAUGUUUGUGGAGAGUGCAAUGUAAGGAUUAUAGUAACAAAAACAAAAGGAAUAGUGCCUUAGAUGCGUUACUUGACAUAUACAGGAAACUAGUCCCUGGAGCAUCAAAGGCAGAUGUACUUAGAAAAAUAAACACUCUGAGGAGUAGUUUCAGAAGAGAAUUGAAAAAAAUUAAUGAUUCAAAAAAAUCUGGCUCUGGUACAGAUGAAUUAUACACACCAUCUCUGUACUAUUUUGACGAACUAAGGUUUGUUGCGGACCAAGAUGUUCCUCGCCAAAGUACAAGCACUUUAGAGGAAGAUGGAAAUACAAGGAAAACAACAGACCUUGUAUCGCAAGACACUGAACCAGGUCAUGCUGACGACUUGGAUACUGAUGUUACCUCGCCACAAAGCAGCACAUCAGUUCAAACACCAACUCCGAACAAAAGACCGAGACGCACAAAGAAAAAUGAUGUUACGCAUGACAUCCUACAGAGAGUGGCCGAAAACUUGCAGCGUCCAGAGUCGUCAAUGAGUAUUUUUGGUAAAUAUGUAGGUUCAAAACUGGACGAGUUCGACCCUAAAACAAGUAGGGUAGCCUUAAGAUAUUGUUCAAAAUGUUUCAAACCAAGUUACGUCACCUCAUGUUAUGAUACAAUCCCAACAAUACUCCAAUUACAAUGA